Molecule: messenger RNA, 4166 nt
Organism: Malaclemys terrapin pileata
Lineage: Eukaryota; Metazoa; Chordata; Testudines; Emydidae
Gene: DNAJB12
Product: DnaJ heat shock protein family (Hsp40) member B12
Exons: 9
Coding region: 1000-2124 (374 amino acids)
Biological process (GO): cellular response to misfolded protein
Cellular component (GO): endoplasmic reticulum membrane
Molecular function (GO): Hsp70 protein binding
Source: RefSeq, a predicted model, not a curated record
GACCUAUAUAAAAGAAUGGGCAGUUGAGAGAGAAGCCAAGACUAUGAAUAGAGAAUAGCUAGAAUGGUGUUUACAACCUGCUACACAACAACAUUUUAAGGGACAGCAGAAAACAGUUGAUGGGCUUCUUCGGAAGCUUUUCCACAUUGUCCUUGCCUCAGUGAAGGAUAAGAAGAAGAGGAAAACACUUAUUUUUAGAAAAAUAUGAUUGAAUUUAGUCUGCCCAUCAGGCACUAUGAGAAGUGCAAUGGUGGGAGGUGUUCAGCCAUUAGCCCUGGCCACGGGAGUCAGGAGGUUGGGUUCUGAGCCUUGCUCUAGCAGGGACUCAUUGUGCAGGUCUUAGCCCAGUCUCUGCAGCGCUCUAGAGGAGGACGGUGACUGAUAUUACAUGUACAUGUAAUACUGAUGCAAAGUACAUGUCAGCAACAGCAGAGUCUUCAUGACAAUAAUGCAUUAUGUGUGUAGGGGUGGUGCGCAUGUCUCUCGCCCCCUGCAUUAAUAACAAAAUGGCACUCUGGGCCUGGCCCCUGAAUCCUGCACAGUGAGGGCAGCUGCAGGAUCAGAGCCGCCCCAACAUGUUGAUGAGAAUUACAUUUUGACAAAACCAGAAAUAAAUUUUGCCAAGAAUGUUCAUGACUUCUCUGUCCUCCUGCCCCUGAGGGACCCAAGGCAUACGGCAGGGCAAGGAAAUAGGCAGGGUCCCAUAGCAACACAUAGGGCGGCUCAAGCCCAGCAGCCUCCUGACUCCCAGCCCUUCCCUAGACAUUGGAGACGUCGCGUCUCUUCAGUAUCGCCUAUGGGGUGACCUAGCUUAAGAGUAUGCGCUGAUAUACCAGCCAAUACGGUAACUCCGCCGCUACUCCUUCCCACACGGUAACUCUGAGAUGUGGGUCUCCGGUCGCUCUUAGAACUUCCGGCAGGGGGCUGCUGCGCGCACUCGGAGGGUGACGCCAUCGCCGAGCGCCGGCCCCUCCUCCCGUCUCGGCCACUGCCGCCGCCAUGGAGUCCAACAGGGACGAGGCGGAGCGCUGUAUUGCCAUCGCCGUGGCCGCCAUCAAGGCCAGCCAGCCCGACAAGGCGCUCCGCUUCCUGGAGAAGGCCCAGCGCCUCUACCCCUCCCAGCGGGUCCGCGUGCUGAUCGAAUCCCUCACCAAGAAUGAACAAUCAGCCAAUGGCCAGUCCAAAUCCAGGGAGUCCACAAAUGCCCACUUUAGGAAAAUGAGUGGAGACUUCCCAUCAGCCAAUGGGGAGGCAGGUGGGGAGACUAGCAAAGGUUACACCCAAGAUCAGGUGGAUGCAGUUAAGAGGGUAAAGCAGUGUAAAGAUUACUAUGAAAUUCUAGGAGUGAACAGAGAGGCCUCUGACGAGGACCUGAAAAAGGCUUACCGAAAACUAGCACUGAAAUUUCACCCAGAUAAGAACCACGCGCCAGGUGCUACAGAAGCAUUCAAAGCCAUUGGUAAUGCAUAUGCAGUAUUGAGCAACCCAGAGAAGCGGAAGCAAUAUGACCAGUUUGGAGAUGAGAAAGUCAACCCUUCAAGACAUGGACACAGUCACACAGACUUCCACCGUGGAUUCGAAGCAGACAUCUCACCUGAGGAUCUCUUCAACAUGUUCUUUGGUGGUGGAUUUCCUUCUAGUAAUGUUCACGUAUACAGCAAUGGCAGGAUGCGAUAUACCUACCAUCAGAGGCAUGACAGACGAGAACAUCAGGGUGAUGGUGGCCUUGGGUUGUUUGUCCAGCUGAUGCCUAUUCUCAUCCUGAUAAUUGUUUCAGCUCUCAGCCAGAUGAUGGUCUCCAGCCCACCUUACAGUUUGAGCCACAGGCCGUCUGUGGGUCACAUACACAGGAGAGUGACGGAGCACUUGAAAGUAGCUUACUAUGUAGCUGAGAACUUUGCAGAAGAGUACACUGGUACAAAUCUGAAAAAUGUUGAGAGGAGCGUGGAAGAUGAUUACAUUGCAAACCUUAGAAAUAACUGCUGGAAGGAAAAGCAACAGAAGGAAGGCUUGCUUUAUCGAGCACGUUACUUUGGAGAUUCAGAUUUGUAUCAAAGAGCACAGAAGAUGGGCACCCCAAGCUGUAGCAGACUGUCGGAAGUUCAAGCCUCCAUGCAUGGAUAGUAACUACUAGACCACUCAGCGGAGGUCUAAGUACGAGCCGACUCUUGAAAUGCCUGAAGACUUUUGGCGAAGUGCACUGAGCCAAGGUGACAGACUUUAUAUUUAAAGAAUCAAACCUUAAAUUAAAAUGGAAUUGGAGAAUUAGCAACGCACAACUGCCCUCUCUCUUCUCUCUCUCUCUCUGUCUCCAACGCUAGAUGCAGCAGGCAGCAGUUAGGAAAUAAAGCUGCCUGUCUUCUCCCCUUCUUUCCAACACCACUAGAGUGCGACAGUCUAGUCUCUCCUAGGAUACAGCAACCACGAGAACAAGUGUAGAGUAUAAAAACAAACUGCAGCAAGCCAUGAAGCAGAAGGAGACCCUUCCAUGAUUGCACUGGGCACUUCGAACGGAGAGAGAAAUUGGAAGAUUUUUUUUUUUUUUUUUUUUUUAGGACUAAAAACCAAUUAAUAAGAAAAGAAUCUAUCUAUUUAGAAUUAAUUUAUAGCUAUAUGUAUGUUGUACUUUUAAACUAUGCAGGGAUUGGAUUAAAUUAUUUAGUUUUCUGCCCAAUUUAGUAAACUGUAAAGUGUGAACUCUAACCUGUUUUGGGGGGCUGUGCAGCCCUGCAGACCUAUCCAAUUUCAGGUCGUCAUUUGAUGAUACUUUGCAUUUAUUUUAUUUUUUUUAUUUUGUUGAGGAAAAUACAAUUUUGUGACUGAGUUUUUUUUAUAAAAGAAUCUCUAAAUCUGUAGAAAGAAGAUUUCUUAAAAUUGACCAGACCUCUGAUUUGUUUUUGCUGUAUUGAUUUAAUUGGUGGCAGUCAACAGUGUUGGAUUCUUGUACAGCAAGGAGAGGAUUGUCAUAAAUGGUCUUAGCUCAUCAGUGUUAAAUUGGUUUAUGUGUGUGUGUAACUUUUUUUUUUUUCCAGAGUCUGCUUUAUUUCUGCCUUGUAAUCAGUGUGCAGCAUUAGUUCUGUAAACAGGGCCUGCCACGAGCUAUGUCCUUUUGUUCUUAUCUUUCCUAAACUCAGAGUUCCUCAUCCAGCAGACUGCUAACUGUAAUAGGGCUGUUACCUUGCCAUAACACUUCUGAUGUUUCAACCUGUAUUGAAAUCCCCAAAAACAGAGUCUUUGAUUCUGGUGAAAAGUUUUGGUGGGGAGAUCAGAAAGAGGGGGAUGGUUAAUCUUCGGUUGCUUUACGUGCUAUACGUUUUACCCAUUUUUUAGCAAUGGUUUUGCCCAUCAUGCAUUUUAGAAGAAGAAAUGAUGCUGCUAAAAACCUUGGGGUACCUGCUUGAGUAAGCAGGACCUGGAUUAGAGCAACAGGAUAGCGCUCAAGGUUAUUCUAAACCCAGUGCAUCUCUUUGACAUAUGAAGUGAGAGAGGCAAAAGUUGAAUGAGCUAAGUUACCAUUAAUGGCAUAAACUGGAUUCUUCUCUACCCUGAUGUUAAUUUUUGCCUGAAGACGUUUCCUAUAAGAACAGUUUUCAGAGUUCCCUUAUGGUGGAAUUUAUCAAAAUAGCAAUGGCUGCCAAGUAAGGUGGUAAGGGGGUGGGAGAAAAGUGAAAGGCCAGAUGGUUUUAUUUCUGUUUGUUGUUUGAAAUUGACCAGCUCUAUUUUUUAACUGGAUAUUUAUGUAGCAAAAUGGUUCUGAGCCCUCCUGUUCAUUGCAAGCCUUACUAUCCACUACUGUGAUGUAUCUGAUCUGAUUUCAAGUUUUAAAAGAUAUCCCCCAGGUCUUUGGAGAGGGAUAUGGUGGAAAUAAAAUAUUUUGGAAUAAAUGCUGUUUACAGAGGCACACGAGCUACCCACAUUAGGAGAUGUUGGAGGGGAAAUGUGAGAGACAACUCAUGUUUGCAAAAGGUGCUGACAUCUUUCAAAAUGGCACUCCUGCUCCAGUGCCCAUCCAACCAAAUCUUUUGAUUUCUCAAGUAGAUAUCCAUGGAUGGUAAGCGCUAUGUGCAAUAAAGCAUAGAUCCUAAAGGAUACUCACAGAAUCUGUAUUUCUUGAUUUAGAAUUAAUUAUACAAUUGUACAUCUAUAAAUAAAUGUUUAUUAUGUGA